AGCGACGCGACACACACGAGUUCCGCAAGAUGGGAAAGUGGGAGCUGACGAUGGAUCCAGUGCAGGAGUGGGGUGAGGAGGUUGAGAAUGGUGUGGUGUAUGGUAUCACCUUGAGGAGGGAGCCCGUUUCACCGCAGUCUGACUCCACUGAGGACCGCUCUGCCUUUGUGCAGUACCGCACAUGUAAGGUGCGCAGGCUAAAAGCUGCAUCCCUGGACAACUUGGUGACACACCUUGUGAACCGGCGUUGCCAGGAGCAAGACUAUAUCCACAUUUUCCUAAGCAUGUACCGGACCUUCACGAGCACCGAUAAGUUCAUUCAACUCCUCUUCCAGAGUGUCAGCAAAGCCACUGAUGCCAACGGCAGUAAUUGCCACCUAAGCUCAUUGAUGUGUAUCAUCAAGACCUGGCUGGAGGCGUAUGGGGAUGACUUUUGGGAGCCCCCGGAGCACCCCUCCCUCCAACUUCUGUGCACACAGCUGCACCUCCAUCUUUGUUUACAGAACCUGGCCCAGCAUGCUGACCACCUGUUGAAGAAAUUCCUGGAGGAAGAGAAAUAUACCAAUCACUUCUCCCCAGGAAUGGUGUGUAGUCAAGCCUUGCUGCAGGAACAGUUGGAAAUUAAGUCAGCAGAUGAAGACCCUGAAUAUGAAGACUCGGAGGAUCUGAAGGAUUUCAUGGAUUUCCCAGUCCUCAGCAUUGCAGAGCAGCUUACACGACAGGACGCUGAGCUUUUUAUCAAAGUUGUCCCAUUCCAAUGUCUGGGCUGCAUCUGGUCCCAACGGGACAAGAAGACAAACCUGUGUCCCACCAUUCGGGCCACUAUCGCCCAGUUCAAUGCCAUUACCAACCGGGUCAUCACUUCUCUGCUCUGCUGCCCAACACCCACCCAUUCCACCACUCGGGGACUGUCCUGUGGCCCUGCCCAGAGGGCCCGUGUUAUUGAGAAGUGGAUUCAGGUUGCAGAGGAGUGCAGACACCUGAAGAAUUUCUCUUCACUGAAGGCCAUCCUGUCAGCCUUGCAGUCCAAUGCAAUCUAUAGGUUGAAGAAGACCUGGGCUGCUGUCUGCAGGGAGAGUGUGGCCACCUUUGACAAUCUCUGUGAGACAUUCCCUGAUGAGAACUGCGUGUUGGCAAGCGGUCAGAUCCUGGUGGAGGAUGGCAGCCAGCAAGAUGAGCAGCACUCCUCUCCAAAGUCCCUGAAACACUGCCCCAUCUCCAAACAGAUGAGCACCACUGGAGGCAGUGUUCCCUACCUGGGCACCUACCUGACAGUCCUGACUAUGCUCGACACUGCCUUGCCUGAUUUUGUGGAGGGGGACCUCAUCAACUUUGAGAAGCGAAGAAAGGAGUAUGAGAUUAUUUCUCAGAUCAGUCAGCUUCAGUCGUCUUGUGAACAGUAUGUGCUGCCCAGUCAUCCUCGGAUCACUCAGUGGCUGCAAAGUUCAAAGAUACUCACUGACCAGGAGAGCCAUGAUUUGUCUCAGGAGCUGGAGCCUCCCAUCGAUUCUUGUCCUGGGUCCCCCAGCCCAUGGAGUUACAGGCUGUUCUCGAAGCUGCUGCCCCUGAGCGAGGGAACCAACACAAAGACACUAGCAGACCAGGCCAGUGUGUCCUCCUUUACAUCCUGUAGUUGUGAGACUGAAGAAAUGAGCUCCCCAAAUUCCUCACCACAAAGAUUACAGUCCCUAUCCAGCUCCUGUCAAAAUGUGGAAGAUAUCUUUUCCUCCACCCGUACCACACCAUCGGAACCCUGUGCACAGUCCAGCUCCACCUACAGCUCUCAGCCGGACCUCUCCGUACCAGCACCAGGCAACGUGAGCCCGGUGACAUGCAGGCCCAUUUCUCAGUACAAGCGCUCAGUAUCCAUGACCUCACUUCCUGUGUACAACCGGCAAGUGGAUGAUUCCUGCAUCGUCAGGGUCAGCAUUGAGAGCGGCAACAAUGGCAACAUGUAUAAGAGCAUUUUGCUAACCAGCCAAGACAAAACUGAGCAGGUGAUCCAGAGGGCCCUGCAGAAACACAACCUAGAGGGUAUCAGCUGCAAUGAAUUCACCCUCAGCCAGGUCCUGCCACAAGACAAAGAACUUCUUAUUCCAGACAAAGCCAAUGUUUUCUACGCCAUGUCUACAUCUGCCAACUAUGACUUUGUUUUGCGGCAACAGCAAGUAUCUCACAGAAAGAGGCCUCUGGGCUCAUCAUCAAGUUUUCGCUUGCUGAGAAGAGCCAAUCAUGCUUUGUAACACUGCCAGCUGUGAUCUGGAGGGUAAUACUGCCAUAGAGGACUGAAAAAACCUUGAAUAUGCUUUAAUUUAAAUUUCCUCUAAAAAUUAACAGAAUAAAAUCAUCCAAUGUUGAUGUGUUAUGGAAAUACUUGCCAGUUUUGAAGCUAAGUGAUUCAGUGAGCUGACAAUAUCAUAACGAUUUAUGAUUUUUCUUCUGGCCAGAUAUGGACUAUAAAUCAGAAGAGCAUGGAAGCACUUUAUGAAGAAUACGAUUAAGUGGAUGCAAUAUUUCGAAAAAAACUGAGAUUAACCUUGUCAGUAAUGACCUGCAUAAAACAUGUGGUGAACUGAGUACCAAAGAGAUCUUUGUCUUAUUAAAGCAAAAAAAAAAACCCUGUUAUUCUUAGACCCACUGGGUUUAUUUAAUUAAUAAUAAAUUGUUAUUUUAUAUGUAUGCUUAUGUUUUCUUUAGGAAACAGUUUUACUUUUGUAUUGUUUGCAUUAAGGCAAAUGUAUGCUUUAGAUGGUUCAGAUAUUACGGUAAUAGAUGUCUUGCUGCAAGUACAGUAUGUAAUUGUAUGUAAGCAGUAACAUGUUUCUUUUACAGCUGGAUUCAGACUUCUCUUUUACAAUAUGAUGCAUGUCAGCAGUGUAUAUUGAAAGUGCUCGUACUUAUGUCAGUGUCCUGUAGCUGUCCAGUCCAACUGGACAGAGGAGCAGGCAGUCAGUGAGAGGGGUGUGUGAUGCCACUCAGACAGAGGGCAAGUCCAGAGGUUCCAGUUUGUCACCUUGAAUAAAUUAAAGCCUU
This is a messenger RNA of Scleropages formosus (Asian bonytongue), 3033 nucleotides long. RefSeq names its product ral guanine nucleotide dissociation stimulator-like 1 (gene rgl3b). The coding region runs from base 30 to 2243 and encodes 737 amino acids. Gene Ontology annotation, biological process: Ras protein signal transduction. Gene Ontology annotation, cellular component: plasma membrane. The transcript has 17 exons. Gene Ontology annotation, molecular function: guanyl-nucleotide exchange factor activity. Lineage: Eukaryota; Metazoa; Chordata; Actinopteri; Osteoglossiformes; Osteoglossidae. The record is from RefSeq and is a predicted model, not a curated record.